AUGAAGACAUUCCUUAUGAUGUGGAUUCUUUUCAUCAUCAUUCUGCAAUUUCAUCAGGUUCUCUCCUCCUCUUCAUCUAAUCAUCUAUGUCCUCAUCAACACCGUCUUAUUUUGCUCAAAUUCAAGCAAAUGUUUGUAAUUGAUCAUAAGUCGACUGAUGAAAGCUUUUGUGUUGAUGGAUAUGAUAAUUAUAUACUAUCAUAUCCAAAGACAGUGUCUUGGAAUGAGAGUAACACAAAUUGUUGCUCAUGGGAUGGAGUGACAUGCAAUGAUCUUACCGGCGAUGUCAUCGGCAUUGAUCUCACUUGUAGCCAACUUUCUGGAACCUUCCAUCCAAACACAACUCUCUUCCAGCUUCCCUUAACGAGUCUAAACCUUUCUUACAACAACUUCCAAAAAUCUCACAUACCAUCUUCUAUUGGCAUGUUGGCACCCACCCUCACACAUCUUAACAUUUCCACUUCCAAUAUCUCAGGUCCAAUCCCAUCGGAGAUCGCCCACCUCUCUAAACUAGUUGUCCUUCGUCUUAGUGAGGUUGAUUAUGAUCCUUAUGGUAAUGUAAGCACACACUCAUUAAGGCUCGAACAACAUGACUUUCAGAACAUCAUUAGUAACCUGACACAGUUGGAAAUCCUAGAUCUCCGUUAUAUAAACAUUUCUUCUUCCAUUAUUCCAGAUUUCAUAGUGAAUCUAACUUCCUUGACAUCUCUCUAUUUUAUGGGCAAUAUUGGGUUGUAUGGACAAGUGCCUGAUGGUGUUUUCAACCUACCAGCCUUACAAAAACUACGCAUACGGUACAACGAUGGACUCAAGGGAAGCUUCCACAAUGUAAACUGGAACAUUAGUGGGACUACUCCUCCUCUUAAGGAGCUACGACUUUCUACCAUAAGUUUAUCUGGUGGUUUACCCGAUUCAAUUGGUCAUCUUCGCUCAUUAAACUUCUUGCUAUUUGAUGAUUGCAAUCUUUCAGGAUCCCCUCCCGGUUCAAUUGGAAACCUCACCCAACUUAUUGGUUUGUCAUUAAGUUACAACAAUUUUACUGGUCUCAUCCCUCCUUCUCUUUCAAAUCUAAACAAACUCAAUUUUUUGUACCUAUCCGAAAAUCAUUUUGAAGGCUCAAUUCCUGUUGGUCUAUUUGGGCUUCCAUAUUUAGAUGACCUGAGGCUAGACAACAACAUGCUUUCCGGUGCACUGCCAUCUAUCUUCUUUAACAACCAUUCAAUGUUGUCCUUUUUAGACAUUUCAAAUAAUAGUCUAUCUGGCCCAAUUCCGCAAUCCAUAUCAAAUUUGACAGAGCUUCGUAUAUUCUAUUUAUCUUACAAUCAUUUUGAAGGCUCAAUUCCUGUUGGUCUAUUUGGGCUUCCAUAUUUAGAUGAGCUGAGCCUACACAACAACAUGCUUUCCGGUGCACUGCCAUCUAUCUUCUUUAACAAUCAUUCAAUGUUGUCCUAUUUAUCCAUUUCAAUGAAUAAUCUAUCUGGCCCAUUUCCGCAAUCCAUAUCAAGUUUGACAGAGCUUGAUGGAAUCGAUCUUUCUUUCAAUAAUUUUGAUGGCCCAAUUCCGCAAUUCAUAUCAAAUUUGACAGACCUUCGUCUAUUCUAUUUAAAUUACAAUAACUUUGAUGGCUCAAUUCCGCAAUUCAUAUCAAAUUUGACAGAGCUUGAUGAAAUCGAUCUUUCUUUCAAUAAUUUUGAUGGCACAUUGUACCUUGAUACCUUUUCAAACACAAAACAAUUAAGGUAUAUUAAAUUGGGCAAUAAUGGAAACUUGUCAGUGGUAGACGCUGAUGGCAAUUUCUCUACCAUUACUUUUCUGGAUUUGUCUUCAUGUAAAUUACAAAACUUUCCUAUUAAGUUUUUGACGACUUCAAAAAACCUCCGAUUAUUUGACCUUUCCAACACCGGGGUUAGUGGACAAAUACCUGAAUGGAUUGGAGAUAUGAGCAGAAUGAGAACAUUUCGUGCAUCCAAUAAUAAGAUAAAAGGAGAGAUCCCUUCUUCUAUAUGUAACAUGAAAGUGCUCAACCUACUUGAUUUGUCCCAAAAUGAGCUUGAAGGUCCGAUACAUCCAUGUUUCGGGAAUUUCAGCACGAAACUUAGAGUACAAGACCUUCGAAAUAAUAAUUUACAUGGCGGGAUUCCAGAACCAUAUGCAGAGGACAACAUGCUUAGCGUACUUGCAUUGAAUGGGAAUGGUUUACAAGGACCAAUACCAGAAUCACUUUCACUCUGUAAGCACUUACAAGUGUUAGACAUUGGAAACAAUAUGAUAAAUGGAACAUUUCCGAUUUGGGUGGAUGCUCUUCCAGAGUUAGAGGUCCUUGUGUUGAGGUCAAAUAAAUUUCAUGGCUUCCUUGAUUUUUCAAAGACCCCGUCUCCUUUUCCUAGAUUGCGUAUUUUCGACAUAUCCCAUAAUGAGUUCACUGGCCCAUUGCCAUCAUUUUAUUUUAACAACUUCAAUGCUAUGAAGACGGUGAAUCAAAACCGCACAAAUCUGACAACCUUUACAAAUGGUUAUGAAGUUUCUGUUACAAUGACAAUGAAAGGCUUUGAUGCUCGCAUUGAAGGAUUUAUCUUACGAUCUCGGACAAUAAUUGAUUUGUCAAGCAAUAAGUUUGAGGGCGCCAUUCCGGAUGUUGUUGGCAAAUUAUUUGGACUCACAAUGUUGAAUAUUUCCAAUAAUCGGCUUAACGGACAUAUACCUGUCAAAUUGGGAAAUUUAGUUCAGCUCGAACAUUUGGAUCUAUCUUCAAACCAUCUUACAGGAGAGAUACCUCAAGAACUUACAAGUCUAACAUUCCUUGAAGUUCUGAAUCUUUCUUGCAAUGGACUAGAAGGACACAUACCUCAGGGUAAGCAAUUCAACACAUUUUCAAACACUUCUUACAUGGAGAACGUGGCAUUAUGUGGACCUCCUUUGUCAAGAAAAUGUCAGGGGCGUGAAAUACCAAUACCAUCACCAAAUGAUGAUUCUGAAAAUGAUGAUUCAGAUUAUGCAUUCAUGAACGGGUUCACAUGGCAAGCUGUAUUGAUGGGGUAUGCCUCUGGAAUGAUAAUCGGGUUAGGUGGAGGUUGUCUUUCGUUCUAUACGGGAAGACCUAAAUGGUUUGCCACAAUGAUCGAUGAAGAGGGAUAUAAAAUCAUCAAGAAAUACAACAGACGAGUGAGGAGAUUGUCCAGUAAUCUGAGAUUACAUUAA
Molecule: messenger RNA, 3198 nt
Organism: Impatiens glandulifera
Lineage: Eukaryota; Viridiplantae; Streptophyta; Magnoliopsida; Ericales; Balsaminaceae
Product: receptor-like protein 9DC3
Exons: 1
Coding region: 1-3198 (1065 amino acids)
Molecular function (GO): protein binding
Source: RefSeq, a predicted model, not a curated record